Molecule: messenger RNA, 3136 nt
Organism: Megalopta genalis
Lineage: Eukaryota; Metazoa; Arthropoda; Insecta; Hymenoptera; Halictidae
Source: RefSeq, a predicted model, not a curated record
AUUAUUUUCGAUCGCGACGGGUCACCGACGCGUCCGAAAUGCGUCCGCGUCGAAAACUCGUCGCGUACGUAUAAUAUGUAUGCGCGCGUGUACGGAGCACCGUCGCGCGACGAUAAAGAGAUUAUUUCGCGUAACGCGGUUUACUCUCCUCGCCGAGUCCAAAAUCCACGAUUCGCGGGUUUCCGAUCGUUUUCAAUCGGCGAUCGGAGCUGCGGUAUUCGGACGAGCGGUAAGUACGCGCGCGCGCGACGACGCCACAGCCGUGCGAAAAUCGCGUACGAAAUAAUCGUCGAUCGGAACAAAAGCGUUCUUCUCGAUCGACCACGGCUCGUCGCUGCCCAAUUCACGCGGCACCGUUGACAGGCCGACACACGCACGCGUUUCCCUUGAAAAAGCCCAAACGAAUAUGAGAGCGAGUUCGCAAGAUCGUUCACAGGAGCCGAAUCUUCCGCGCUACGAUGACCCGUCGACGAGAUCAUGAACGAACGACUCCGGUACAAACGAGCGCUCGUUCUCGUCCUCGCGGUCGUUCUUCGCUCGUCCUUGCCCUGCCGCAGCUUCGAAAUUUUCGUCGACGCCCCUAGCGCUCCGGAGAUCGAUUUCGCGGAGGAGCAACGCGACGUCGCGGACUCUGCGAUCGAGCGGAUCUUCCAGAGCCCGAAGAACGGGAGGAACGCCGUGAGCGGGUCGAAGCACGAGAUCGGAGCGGAGACGGCCAACAAGGUGGUCUCGCGACGAUCGCCGGCGGGCGAGAACCUCGUUCGAGCGAAACGCGAGGGCGCGAGGACAGGGGGGGAACGGAAGGGCCCGAAGGAGGCCGCGAAGGCCGCGGAGAAGCGCUCGGUGGCCGGCCGAUCCUCGCCGCGAGCCGUCCGAACGGCCCGAGUCGACCGAUCCUCCCGGGACUACGAGGCCGGCCUCGACGACGGGUCGGACUACGCGGAGGAAUUCGCGGACGACUCCGCCGCGGGAUCGGACUACAAGAACGACGACUCGAAGCUGGCCGAGGACGGGUUCAUCGAUCGGGACGAGAGGUCGAUCCUGUACGACGAUCCGGAGGAGAAGGACGUGGCGAAGAGAGGCGUCGCCGGAGCCGAGGACUACGAGGAGCUGAACGAUCGAGUCGACGAACCGGAGGAUGGCCCGGAGGAUAGGGGUUCCUCGGAAGAAGCUGCGGAGAAGGGGAGAGCUCGCGGCGACGCCGGACUCGAGAGGGAGCACGCCUCGAAGAAGAGGGAAGUUGCCGCGGCACCCUCGGGCUCGGAUCCGGGCACGGCCUCGAAGAAAGAGAGCGCGGUGGCCGAGGACUCGGCUGGCAAAAAGGAUUCCCGGCUGGCCGAGGAUCGGCCGGUCGACGCGGAGAAGGAGGUAAAACUGGGCGAAGACCGGACCAAGCCGGACCGGGCGACGACCGGCGACGAGGCGGACCAGUCGAAGCGGAACGUCGUCGUCGACGAGUACAAGCCGAUUCCCGACGCCGACGGUUCCAAGCUGGCUCUCCCGGCGAACGAUCGGGCGCGGCUGGCGACGGAGGAGGCGAAAGCGCAGGAUUCGAGCCCGUCGUGCGACAAGAAGGCGGCCGCCGCCGACGACGAGCCGCCGGAUCCGAGCGGAGCCUCGAAGCUCGAAGAAGCGAAGGUGGCCGAGGAGUUGGCACCGACCGCGGCCGCGGCCGCGGUCGCGGUCGCGGCCAACGCCGAGACGAGUCCCGGCAAUCCCGAGAACUCGAUCAACCCCGACGGUCCGACGGCGGAACGAUCGGCGGAACGGUCCGACAGGGACUACGAGAAGCGAGUCGAGGAACAGAUCCAACGCAAGAUCGACUCGAUCAAGGAGGAGAUCAAGCGCGAGAUCGCCGAGAGCGAGAAGCUCGAGGAGAUAGAGAGCAACAACGCCAAGUUCGACGAGCUUCUCGACCAACGAGAGGACGAGCUGGACGCCGAGCAGGAGCAGCCGGCCGCCGCCGCCGAGGCAGGGACCGCGGAGAAGAGGGCGAAUCCUUCGAAAAGGUCUGCCGCGACCUUGGACGGAUCCCGGAAGGGAGCCAACGGCGACGAGCGAUCGACGAAACGACGAAAGAGGCAGGACGCGGCUAGAUCGGAGAACGUCGGAAGCUCCGCCGGCUCGAGCUCGAAGCUGGCGAAGAAGUCGACCGGCGAGGGAGCGAGCGGGAAACGAUUCGUCGCUCCGAGCCUCUCGGCUCGAGGUACGGACGCGAUGGCGCCGAGAAAGCGCGACGCGCCGCGCGAAGCGUACCUCGUCGAGAGAGAUCGAAGCAAGAGAAAGAGAAGAAGACGAUCGAAAGAGUACGAACGGGGAAGCUCGCGGGAAGCCCUCAAGGUAGAGGACCGAAUCGCUGUUUAGCGCGUAAGUCCGGCGGCAGGACAAGGUUGUGUGUAUCGAAAAACCGAUCUUUCGAAACGUUCGUUAUCGGCGUCGUUCGUCCCCCACAGGCUCGAUCAGCCUCGCAGCCGACCGAGCUGGACGCCGCGUCGAACGGCGAGUCGAAUUCCGUUGCUUCGUUGGCGGAGAACGCCGAGGAGGAGCUCGGUCCGUUGGCGAGCGAGUACGGAGAGGCUUUCGGAGGCCUGCAAGGAGAGCCUGGCCUGGCUCUGGCUCGGUUCAAGAGGAUCAAACGGGUUCUGCGACCGCGAUGACCUCCGAGGCCUGGCCGGAUCCGGCGGGAAACGGGCGAAUUCGCUCGGCUCGAGGGGUUCGAACUUCGAGGACCGAGCAGAGCUCUCGCGUUUCGGCAGGAGAACGAGCACGGCGGCGGCGGCGGCGGCGGGAAAGCUUUCGAGUCGCGUUCGCUGCGAAUCGAAACGUCGAAGAGACCCGGGGACGCCCCUAGGCUCCGGCAGGCCGCGUAGUUUCCAGAGUCGUUCCGAUGAAUCGAACGCGCGUCCCGGCGCGUCCCAGAGGCUAAUCUCUAAUUUAUACGUAGUCGCGUAAGCGAUCGAAGCGCGUUCGACCGAGUCGCGGAGGACCGUCGUCGAUCCCCGUGGCUACGAAACCGACCGUUGGCGUUCCUGUUACGCGUUGCUCGACCCCCAACCCCCGCGCCAACGGGUCGGAACCCGUUAUCUGCUCUCGUUGUACAUAAAAAGAAAAUAAAGUAAAAGCUUCGGCAUCGAAA